AUGCUGCCCUUGUCGGUUCGCCGCGUGGUUUCCUCCGCCCCCCACGCCGGCCUCGUCUCGACCCUCGCCCCGUCCCAACCCAAAGCGGCGGCGGUUACCGUUCAACUUUUCAGCCGCGGCCUCCAGCGACGCUUCUCUUCAUCGAAGCCCUCAAGCUCCGGUAAUGGCACCGACGGCGUGUCUCCUGGACAGUCCGUUCCCGCCUCGGCCUCGGCCCGUGGCGGUUGCAAGGCCACGGCCGACAAGAGGAAACGAAAGAGCAAGGAUGCCUCCGACAAGAUGGCCUCGUUCGGGAAGCUGCCCAGCGUCCCCAGCACCCAUCACAUGUCCCAAGAAGCUCUCGGUCUCUCCAGCUUCUUCUCCCUCCACCGCCCCAUUUCCAUCACGCAGACGAUGCCGAUGUCGGUGACGGACGAACAUUUCGCCUCCAUAUUCGCGCCCCGGACGAAGAGCAAUAAGAUGUCGGAUACCAUGUCCACCUUGUCGAGCACCAUCGACCGACUCGACGGCCCCAUGGCUCAGAUGACCAUCGGUGGCCAUCACGACGACGGCGGCAUGGGCGGCGGCAUGCACAAGCUCGAGGUCCGGAACAGGGACGGCAGCGAGUCGGGCCUCUAUCUCCAGGUCGACGCCAUGUCUGGAGACUUCCUGCCCUUCCGUCCGCCUCCCCUUCCCCAGCCACAGGCGGCCGACGCCGAGGGGCACGCCGCCGGCGCCCUGGCGGAGGAGGAGCCUCACCACCGUGUUUACAAGGCCAUGUUCACCAUCGAAGAGUCCACCGAGCCCGAUGGCCAGAUCCGAAUCGUCGCCCACAGCCCUCGCAUCGUCACCGAGCAGCCCCAGAGCUUCCUCGGCCGCAUGGCCCGCCGGCAGGCCCGCUUGCACGAGUCCCUGCGCCGACGGGACCUGCACGCCAUCAGCGUCAAGAGGCAACGGAAGCUUCGAAUGAAGAAGAAGAAGUACAAGAAGCUGAUGAAGCGGACGCGCAACCUGCGUCGCAAGCUGGACCGAACGUAG
Messenger RNA from Drechmeria coniospora, 1017 nucleotides. RefSeq names its product DUF1713 domain protein. The record is from RefSeq and is a predicted model, not a curated record. Gene Ontology annotation, biological process: mRNA processing. Lineage: Eukaryota; Fungi; Ascomycota; Sordariomycetes; Hypocreales; Ophiocordycipitaceae. The transcript is spliced from 2 exons. Bases 1 to 1017 code for a protein of 338 amino acids. Gene Ontology annotation, cellular component: mitochondrion.